AUGAGCAAAGAGUUCCCUCUGAAGGCCUUCCUACGCGCCGUCUCCGACUCCCGCGCCGCCGUCCGCCUUCUGAGCCGCUCCCUCUCCACCCAAAUCGGCCAGUCGGGGAACCGCUCCGCCGGCGGCGCCUACCUGGAAGCGCAGCUCAGCCGGGCUUUCUACGGGGACUUCGAGUCCGCCGGAUUCAAGCGCGGCGGCGCCGCCCGCGUGCUCAACCCGACCCGGCGGGCGGAGGCCAACAUGGUCGCCUACGAGGCCCUCCGGGAGGUCUCGUGGGAGGACGUGCUCACCCGGGGGACCAGGCACUACAGCGAGGGGUUCAGCAGGUUCUGUGACGCGAAGAUGGGGGAAGUGGGCGGUGCUCUGCUCGGCGGUGGCGGUGGUAGCGGCGGCUCGUGGCCGGAACCGCUCUUGCGGGCCUUCUUCGGGGCGGCGAAGGGAGUGUGGCUGGUGCACCUGCUGGCAUGGUGCAGCCACCCGCCGGUGCCCAUCUUGCGCGUGGAGAAGGGAGAGCUCUUCGACGGCGAGUAUAUGGAGGCGCUAGCGGAGGACGGAGAAGGAGGGCGGCGGGCGGCGGCGACGGUGAGGAUGAUGGUGGCGCCGGGGUUCUACGUGCGCAACGGCGCGGUCAAGUGCCAGGUGAUCUGCUCCUCCGCCGGCGAGCGGAGGAAGAUCGUCGGUGCCCAUGCCGGCGUUGUCCUUCGCAAGAGCGAAGAGGAAACCGUUGACAGGUCCCCUAGGCGGUGA
This is a messenger RNA of Spirodela intermedia, 747 nucleotides long. The record is from the annotation of a GenBank genome assembly. NCBI's taxonomy places the organism in Eukaryota, Viridiplantae, Streptophyta, Magnoliopsida, Alismatales, Araceae.